Messenger RNA from Amphiprion ocellaris (clown anemonefish), 3299 nucleotides. RefSeq names its product abl-interactor 2b (gene abi2b). The record is from RefSeq and is a predicted model, not a curated record. NCBI's taxonomy places the organism in Eukaryota, Metazoa, Chordata, Actinopteri, Pomacentridae. Gene Ontology annotation, cellular component: lamellipodium. The coding region runs from base 44 to 1714 and encodes 556 amino acids. The transcript has 12 exons. Gene Ontology annotation, molecular function: SH3 domain binding.
GGGCGCUAGCGAGUCCGCACACCUCUCCGCUAAAGAUGUGAAAAUGGCGGAGCUACAAAUGCUUCUGGAAGAGGAGAUUCCAGCAGGACGAAGCGCUCUCCUGGACAGUUUCACCAAUUUGGAAAGAGUCGCGGAGUACUGCGAGAGCAACUAUGUCCAGUCUCCAGAUAAGCAGAGGGCGCUGGAGGAGACCAAGAACUACACCACCCAGUCUCUGGCCAGCGUAGCCUACCUGAUCAACACGCUGGCCAACAAUGUCCUGCAGAUGCUGGACAUCCAGGCCUCGCAGCUCCGCCGCAUGGAGUCCUCCAUCAACCACAUUUCACAGACGGUGGACAUCCACAAAGAGAAGGUCGCCCGGCGGGAGAUCGGCAUCCUCACCACCAACAAGAACACAUCCCGCACGCACAAGAUCAUCGCCCCGGCCAAUCCGGAGAGGCCUGUGCGCUACAUCCGCAAACCCAUCGACUACAGCCUGCUGGACGACAUGGGCCAUGGAGUCAAGUGGUUGCAAAGGUUUAAGGCCAGCGCUCAAAACAUGAAGGCCGGAGGAGUAGGUGGACUUCCUCGCACCAACCCCCCAACACAGAAGCCCCCCAGCCCGCCCAUGACGGGGAAAGGGACCCUUGGGCGACACUCCCCCUAUAGGACGCUCGAGCCGGUGCGUCCACCCGUUGUCCCUAACGACUACGUCUCGAGCCCGACGCGCAACAUGGCGCAUCCCCAGCAGAGCCCUGCACGCACUGCAUCCGUUAAUCAGAGGAACCGCACGUACAGCAGUGGGAGCAGCGGAGGAAGCCACCCCAGCAGCAGUCGCAGCAGCAGCCGAGAGAACAGCGGCAGCGGCAGCGUGGGCGUGCCCAUCGCCGUGCCGACCCCAGCCCCGCCCACCGCCUUCCCAGGUUCAGCCCCCGCCCCGUCCAACCCGGCUAAACCUCCCCCAAACACUGCCACAACUCCCGGGCCCCCUUCCUCGGGCCUCGACGGUCCCCCACAGGCCCCCAAUCCCCCCGUAGAGAUCCCACCUGUCCCCCCACCUCCUCCCCAGCUCCCCGCCUCCGUGGCUCCCACAGGCCCUGCUGCUUAUGGCAACCCUGCACAAGGUGCUCCUCAGUUCUACAGCAUGAACCGCCCGGUGCAGCAGACCCAGAACGCUCCGGUGGGAGGCUCGCUGCCGUACCGCCGACCCUCCUCCGUCACCGGUCAGCCCAACAUGGCCCACAACCAGAGCCAGCUCAACGGGGGGCCGCACUUCGCCCAGAACCAAGGCCCGCUCGCGCCCCCUCCCCCCUCCAUGCAGAUCACCCCUCAGCUGCCUCUGAUGGGCUUUGUGGCCCGAGUUCAGGAGACCAUCUCAGACGUGCCGCCGCCGCCUCCCCCUGCCGACGAGCCGGUGUUCAAGGAGCCGACACCUCCGCCACCGCCGCCCGAAGACUACGAGGACGACGAGGACGAAGAGGAGUCGGCGGUGGUGGAGUACAGCGACCCGUACGCCGAGGAGGACCCGCCCUGGGCGCCACGCAGCUACCUGGAGAAAGUGGUGGCCAUCUACGACUACACCCGCGACAAAGACGACGAGCUCUCGUUCCAGGAGGGCGCCAUCAUCUACGUGAUCAAGAAGAACGACGACGGCUGGUACGAGGGCGUGAUGAACGGCACCACGGGCCUCUUCCCCGGCAACUACGUCGAGUCCAUCAUGCACUACGCCGACUGAACGCACCCUCCCGACCGCCGCCAUCGCCGCCGGGGUGAGGGACGGGGGAAGUGGGGGAGGGAGGGGAGCUAAGGGUCAAAGACUUUGAUCAGACAGAGCAUGAUCACCUCCGGGGCGAGAAAAGAGAAGAGACGGGAGGGAAGAGGAGGCAGCAACGCGACGAGCUGACGCCCAGUCAUUCUCUCGACAUCGCCGCCAUUGUAAAACAACCACUACUCUAGAUAAGACGUCUUCAUUUGCUCCUUCACGGGACGGACUGAGGCCACUACAUUCGCUUAUUUCCGCUUCUUCCUCUUCGUUUCUUUUCGAUUCGCCCUUAUUAUUUGAAGCUGUAUUUAUUAGCGGUGGGGUAAAUGGUGAGCAGGCAGGAGGGAAACGUCCUCGAAAAACUAAGAAAAGCACAUCAGACGUCUUAAGGAUCCCCAGGAGUGCUUUAAAUUUAUCGAUCAAACGCUUUCCCGGUGAAGGAAUCGUCCUCCAGAUCCUCGAAUGCACAACGACCCAAAUAACCUGUUUUCUUUACUCCUCUAGGUCCAGUUUUUGCUUGCAGAGCGGAGGCAUGUUACGACGAGGAUUAAAAAAUUCUGCUCUGCUGAUGAUUAAUGUCUUAAUAUUUUUAGAUAUGGUGUGGUUUGGUUUUUGAUAUUCACCCACGACGACGACGACGAUGCAUUUAGGUCAUUUCUAAGAUGCUUGUGCCAUACUGAAGUGUGUGUUGCUGUUCAGAGGUCAUCACUUCAUUUGCAAUAAAAUUUGGCCGGAAGUGGGUUCGUUGAGAAACUUUAUCUUUUUUCUUUUUCGUUUUUUUUUCCUUCCCGGCGUUGUUUUGAAUCGAAAGCACAUACAUUUGUAGUUUUAAAAAAAAAAUAUUAAAAAGGUUUAGAAGAGAAGAAAUAAUAUAAAUGUGAGAUGUAUUAUCAAAAACGGGACUUUAACCGGAUACGAAAAGAAGCCAGCUGUCGUGGUGAAAAUGGUUUUAACCGUCGCAAGCCCCCUCCUCCUCAAUGAAAAAAUAUGGCGCCGUUUGUCCUCCGUACAGUUUAAUACGCUUUGGUGUCGGCGAGGGCUCCGUGCUUAUGUCAGAAUCUUUAUUUUCUAUUUAAAACGAGAAAAAACACUCAAAAAAAAAGUGGGUCUGUGUGUGAGUCUUGCAUGCCAUUGUUCUUAUCUGUACUGGUGUCCCAAAAACCUACGUGGCGAGAAUCACCCAUUUAAAAAGACCGAGCGGGAACCACCAGCCUCGUCCAAAGAGACUGUUUCAGUCCGGGAGUCGACCUCUGACCCGGGGGGGAGGGAGACGCCUCCUCACCCCUCUCCCCCACCGACAGUAGCCGUCAUUACAACAAGUGGUGAAAAAUUUAAAAAUCGUGUGUGUUUUUAAAAAGCUGCUAGUGAAUCCUGCGGCGGGGCGGAGAAGACGACACUAAAAAGCCCGAAGCUCCUGCAGGAUCCACAGCCUCCCUGGAGUCACAGACAGUUAACAGUCCAUAAUGCCAUUGUGUUGCACAGUUAAAGUUGAAUUGCAGAAGUAUCAUAUUUGUAAAAUCAUGAGAACAAAGACAAUAAAAUUAUUAAGAUUUAUCGA